Wasmannia auropunctata (little fire ant) is the source of this 1987-nucleotide messenger RNA. Its product is annotated as odorant receptor 13a-like. Gene Ontology annotation, cellular component: plasma membrane. NCBI's taxonomy places the organism in Eukaryota, Metazoa, Arthropoda, Insecta, Hymenoptera, Formicidae. Gene Ontology annotation, molecular function: odorant binding; olfactory receptor activity. Bases 57 to 977 code for a protein of 306 amino acids. Gene Ontology annotation, biological process: sensory perception of smell; detection of chemical stimulus involved in sensory perception of smell. The record is from RefSeq and is a predicted model, not a curated record. The transcript is spliced from 8 exons.
UGUUGACGAUUAUAACAUUGGUGAAGCUGUACACGUGUCACUUGAACCAAUGUAAAAUGAAAGUUUUGAUUGAUCAGUUAUUCCUCGGAUGGAACGAAUUGGAAACACCGGAAGAAUACGAGAUUAUGAAGAGAUAUGCUGAAAAUAGUAGGCGAUAUUCCUUGGGAUAUUCAUUAUAUUGCUUUGUAUCCGCAUUUCUGUUUCUGUGUAUGUCACUUAUACCGCCACUACUGGAUAUUGUAUUACCUCUCAACGAAUCUCGCCCUGUAUUGUCAGUUCAUCCAGGAUAUUAUUUUGUUGACGAAAGAAAAUAUUUUUUCUAUAUUUUUUGGCACGCUGUCAUAGCCUGGGAAAUUGCUGUGACCGGAAUAGUGGCUCACGAUUGUCUGCUCCUAACUUAUAUCGAACACAUCUGCAGUAUUUUCGCCAUAGUCGGAUUUCGAUUCGAACGAGUGAUGUAUAAACAUAAUGAAAGUACCAUAAAAGUUUUACAUUCUCAUGACACAAAUGACACGUUUCGCAAACGAAUUGCAUUCUCCGUAUAUAUGCACCGAAAAGCUUUAAAAUUCGCUCAACUCGUCGAAGACACGUUUUCGUUAACGCUGACUAUACAAAUAGCAUUAAAUACAGUAAUGAUCAGCAUUACCUUGUUACAAAUCACGCAGCAGAACGCCAGUGUUUUUGUAGUGGUGAGAUAUAUAGUAUAUGUUCUUAGCCAACUGAUUCAUAUAUUCUGCCUCAGUUUUGAGGGACAAAAGUUGAUAGAUCACAGUCUUCAAACGCGCGAUAAGAUCUACACUAGUCUUUGGUACGAAACACCUCCCAAGUCGCAAAAGAUGCUUUUGUUUGUGAUGCAAAAAACCCUUCAACCUAUUUUCUUGAGCGCUUGCAAGAUUUACAUUUUUUCAAUGGAGAAUUUCACCAUGGUCAUGCAAACUUCAAUGUCAUACUUUACGGUACUCGCAUCUCUAGAAUAAUUACGCAAUGCGGUCAGUGUAACUAUAAUAUUAAUAAUAAUAAUAAUAAGAAGAAGAAGAAGAAGAAGUCUUGCCUCUAUAUAUAUCUUAUAAUUUAUAGUUCUUACAUGACAGCAAGACAAUUAAGUGUAUAUUACUUAUAUGCGAGUAAUGUAUACGUAUAUAUACAUUCAUAAUAUAAAUAGUGAUUAGUAAUUCAAUAACUUGUACUUUUGCAUAUGUGUAUGUACAUAUAAUAUAAUGCAAUAAUUAUUGUUGAAAUUGAUUACGUAUCAGCUGUGUUAUGUUUCUCCGCGGACAGUGCAGUAUACCGAUGUGAAUAUCCGUUAAAUGAGGACUCAAGUUACAGGUUGUAUCAUUCUUUAUGCAAAUUUAAUAGAUGAAAAUUUGAAUAAUAUAAAAAUUUGGAUAUUAUCAGAGAUAAAAUUGUUCAAGAUAAGCCAGACUUUGCACACGUUUCUUAUGAUCAUUUAUUCACACGUAGAUGAUUCUAAUAAGCAAUUAAAAUUGGAGAUAAAAAUUUAUUAAUUUUAAAAUCUCUAUGAGCACAUUAAUUUAUCAAGUGAUCGAGAUUAUUACACGAAAAAGUUGCGCCUGUGUUAUUUUUUGUAUAAUAUCGAUUGAUUUUAAAAUACGUUAUUCAAUCGACGUUUAUUAUUAUAUCGUCUUAUAUCUUAUAUUUAUUAUAUAUUUUUAAAUUUAGCAUUUAGAAAAUUCCAUCAAGUCUUCUCGGCCACGUAUCUGCUCGAUAUGAAUUACUACUCUAUCUAUUUGAUAUUACCUGCAUUGAUGCUAUUAUAAUACUGCAGGUUAUACUAUUUAAAUUGGUGCUUUUCGAUCAUGCCAUGUUCCCGCUUGCUACACUAUAUACAUAUAUACAUAUAGUUACUACUGGUGCGUGCACUGAGGCUAUAUGCGUAUACAUAUUAGCUAUAGGCUAGCUAUAGGCUAGCUGUUUAAUUUAAUGAUAAAAACGCAUUGUUUUUCGACAUAUGUACAUACUCCAAGUA